This is a messenger RNA of Perognathus longimembris pacificus (Pacific pocket mouse), 1361 nucleotides long. RefSeq names its product MIA SH3 domain containing (gene Mia). Gene Ontology annotation, biological process: extracellular matrix organization. The transcript has 5 exons. Gene Ontology annotation, molecular function: protein binding. The record is from RefSeq and is a predicted model, not a curated record. NCBI's taxonomy places the organism in Eukaryota, Metazoa, Chordata, Mammalia, Rodentia, Heteromyidae. The coding region runs from base 909 to 1304 and encodes 131 amino acids.
UGAAGAAGAGAAUGGUGUCUCUCACAGCACUACUGGAAUGCCUGCGGUACGGAGGGGAAAUAAAUGUUCCAUGGGCCUUGUGGGGGGGUGGGGGCCCUGGAUGGAGCGGAUGUGGCCACAUCAAAUAACCUUCACCCUGUGUUACGCUUGUGAACUUCCCUGCUGGACACUGGCCUGCACAUGAAGACUGGGGGGGCCCCCCCCUUUUCUGUAUGGUGUACCUCUGAAUCCCUUGAUGCAUGCCUGAAGGCACAGAUAUUACCAAAUCUGCACAAGGUCUUUGCCAGUUGUGAUUUCAAAUUUGUUUAAUGCAGUCUUGAUCUAGGAUAUUUUGAUGUUAUUUUGCAGCAAUGGCUAAGUAAAAUUGAGGUUUGGGAAAUUAAUUUCAACAGUUGUGGGCCACAGCCAAUAAUAGUAUGUUUUAAUCUUUUUUGGGGGAGGAGCAGGGUCUGGACUCAUGCAUGUGACGCACGUACUUCCCUACCAACCUUUCCUGAUUAUUUCACACACUUGUAUACCCAAGGAAAUUCCAAGGUGGAUUUCCACAGUUGCUGCUCUAGUUCUGUCCCUGGGGAUGGUGGGAGAGAGCAAGGUACCAGAAUCCAGAUAAUCUUAGCUAACUCAAAAGAUGAUGGAAUUGAAUAUCCUGGCCUCAGAUUGUUAAGGGGGAGGGAGGAUAACUAUCACAUAGAGUGGCCUGGUUUGCUUUGGGGCCCGUCUGGCGGCAUUUUCUUGGGCCAGUUGCUUUUGCCCUGGCUGGCUGGUAGUCUCUGGAUGGUGUGUGUGGUGGGGGAACUUUGGUUUAGGGCGGAGACAAGGCUGAGAACACAGGUUUCCUUGUGCCUCAGGAGGGGAGGAGAGGGAGGGCAAGAGGAAGGAGACCCCACUUGCUUGCUUGCUCACAGUCCAUGAUGACGGUGUCUCCAGUGUUUCUCGUCAUCGUCUUGCUCUGUGGUUUCCCAGGACCUGGAGGGGCAAGCCGCCCCAUGCCCAAGCUGGCUGAACGGAAACUCUGUGCUGAUGAGGAAUGCAGCCACCCCAUUUCUAUGGCGGUGGCCCUUCAGGACUACGUGGCUCCUGACUGCCGAUUCCUGACCAUACACAGGGGCCAAGUGGUGUAUGUCUUCUCCAAGCUGAAAGGCCGUGGUCGCCUCUUCUGGGGAGGCAGUGUCCAGGGAGAAUACUAUGGAGAUCUGGCUGCUCGUCUGGGCUAUUUCCCCAGUAGUAUUGUCCGAGAGGACCAGACGCUGAAACCUGGCAAAGUUGAUGUGAAGACCGAUAAAUGGGAUUUCUACUGCCAGUGAACUCAGGCUACUGCUGUCCCUGCUGUGCUUUAAACAAAAUACAUCAGCCCAGUGCAA